AUAGGUGUAAAUGGCCACUCCCCUUGGUGGGUUGAUUGACAGCUCAAAGUUGCUUGUCCCUCCCCUCUGUUUAAGGAGGUGGGAGAUGAUGGAAAAUAGUGUAUUACCUUAGAGAGCUUCAUCUGAGUUGUCAGACAAAAAGAAGAGUUCAAAAGAAACAAGGGUAGAGAGAGAGAGGCAGGAGGAGGUGAUAGCCCAGGCAUUCUCUGCUACAGCAGCCAGCAGGACAGAGGAAGAUCCUGGAUACAGAAAGAGGGACAAUUUGCUAACAUCAGCAGCAGGUGAUAACCUUUCUUGACGAAAACUUGCUGUGACUGUUGCAACUAAGAACGAAGAGGAGAGAGACAGUGUAUACACAGUGCAGACAUUGCUGUUAAUUCUGCAUGCUGGCAUCCUGGGGAAGUGUUUGUCAGUGUCAGAGGGGGACGCAGUGUUGGUGUGUGUCUAAAUGCUGUCUCCUGGAGCCUGGCUGUUAGUUCAUAUUCUUAUUCUGCUUCUGCAGCUGCACUGAGCCAUUCCAGCUCAGCCAACCCCCCUUACUCUACUGCUCUGGACUCCUGUGCUCUGAUCCUGAAGAGAAAGUAAAGAAAUCUCUUUUAUUUCCCUGCAAACGAGUAUUAUCAGGACUAGAAGGUAAACAUCACUUGGCCAGAGGAAAAAGAAUACUAAUAAAAAAGACUGGUUAUCCCAAGCAGGCCUGGGGACUGAACACUGCAAAAAUAAAAAACAUAAAAACUCUGCUGACCUUCUCUUUGGCAUCCACUGGCUGUUUGGACACAAAAUCUGCCCCCCUGUCAUAGUUGGGGAAGUUUUAAUAUGGACCUCAAAGUGGCCAACUUCCUCAUCCUGAAGAAGGCAGUAGUCCAUUAGCAGUGCACCUGACUGCUAACUUGUCCCUUUCAAAUUUUAACUCACAGGAGGAAAAAAGGGGAAGCUGACUUUUUUGAAUUUGUUGCUGUGUGUGUGAAGACCACCUCCUCUCCAGGAAGAUUCCUGUCCCAUCCCACCUGUCGCCUUCUGACCAGUAUUUGUCCAAGUGCAGUUGACAACCUUUAUUUCUUCCACGGUCAAGUGAUGUUAACGUUAGGGCAGAUGGAUGGCACCAGGCAGAGCGCUUUUCUCCUCAGUAGCCCUCCCCUGGCAGCCCUACACAGCAUGGCAGAGAUGAAGAACCCUCUCUAUCCAGCCUAUGCCCUCUCAGGGCAACCGUGUUCUUCAUCUGCUUCUUCAUCCUCCUCCUCCUCAUCUUCUCCAUCUCCACCCUUAGGCUCCCCAAACCAAGUCACCCUGAAACACUCUUCAUCUUCAUCACCAUCAAGUGGGGUUCUUUCCUCUUUGGGAACACCUCCCCCUCAAGUAUCAUCAACAGCUACCCCUCAUGGGAUCAAUGAUAUUUUGAGUCGCCCUGUAGUCUCAUGCCUUUCAUCCCUCACUGGGGCUUCCCUCUCCCCUUCCACUGCAGUUUCCUCUGCUGGUGUUGCCACCUCUUCUCCUGCAGGAAUUCUGGCAGGACUCCCAAGAUUCAGUAGUUUGAGCCCCCCACCUCCUCCACCUCAUGGACUUUACUUCGGCCCCAGUGCUGCAGUAGCUGUGGCUAGGUACCCCAAACCACUGACAGAUCUUCCAGGAAGGACCCCAAUCUUCUGGCCUGGAAUGAUGCAAAGCCCACCAUGGAGAGAUGCAAGACUGGCCUGUGGCCCCCGUAAGUAAUCUACAGCGACAUUAUUUUGGGGGACAUAAAGAUGUUACAUUAGUACACCUUGAAUGAUAUUAGGCUACAAUGUAGAUAGUGCUUACUGGGAUAAUAGGGGCUGAGAAGGGUUAAUUUUCUUAAUAAUGUGGAAUGGAGACUUGACUUCUGAUUGUAGAAUAAUCUCAUAUAAUUAUGAGAUAACAGUCAAAAACUGUUAGAAAAAAAAACAGAAUUCUUUUAAGCAGCAUUAGUUAUAUUUUUUUUUCUAAGUCUGUUAUUUGUAUCUAAUUUUUACAAACUGGUUUGUCAAGUCAGCCUCACUGGCUGUUUAGUGAAUAGACCCCAUAUUUUCUGGAUUAAUGAAAAGGGCAGUGGAGGAAAUGUUGGGGUAAAUGAUAAAUGGCUGUAUAAUACCAGUCAUCAGACCAGCUGAAAAUAUUACAGCACUUACAAGGUAGACACAAUAAUCAGGUGAUCAGAGAAGAUUAUAGUAUUUUUUGGAACGAACAAAUAAAUAUGUUAACACAAAAAAUAAAAAUAAGAAUUGCAGUUUAAUUUUGAAAUAUUUAUGUCAUGUCAUUAAAAUGCAGCUAUUAACAUGCAAACGAUUUUAAAGCAAUUGUCGAAAAAUCAUGCACUCUAAUAUAAAUCAGAUAUAAUUAAAUGUUUAAUGUUACAUUUAGCAUUUCACAUAAACACAUAAAGUGAGGAUAUAUAUAACAAGCAAUUAUAAUAAGCAAAUCAGAAUACUUAAUACAACCAGAAUUGUAAUAAUAAAUUAACCGGAUUUUUUCUUCUAAAAUUCUUCUAAUAAUUUAAACAAGCCUGUAUAUACCAUGGACAUAAUAUUAUUGGAGAUUUGGAUAUUAAAUACCCACUUGAAAAGCAACAAUAUUGCAAUAUUAAAUGAAAAACAUACCGAUUUAUUGUAUUUGUGAAAAUUCACAAUUGUUGCCAUCUUCCCCCUUAUUUAAAGUACUAGGCUGUGCAAAAAAUCUGAGCCAAUUUAGCUUUAAUUUUUUUAUAAUAAAGUGUGAGAAUCAGACAUUGUAACGUUCUAAUUCUCACCAGCAACACACGUUCUAAAUUCUCAGUUUCUGUUUUGUUUUGUUGCUGUUUGCGCUACUAUUGUGAAAUUCAAGCUUUAUAUAUAAAAUAAAGUGGAAAUAUAUGGCACAUAUUUUGUAUUACUUGUAAUGGAAAAGUUAGCAAGUUUGUUUUUAUAUAUGCUUCUGCAUGCAUUCAUUGGGUGUGUGUGUGUGUGUGUGUUUUCUGUCUGUCUAUCUAUCUAUCUAUCUAUCUAAUCUAUGCAAUUAAAAAACUCACAUAUAUGAAUGUGUUUGUGUAUAAACAUUAUUGUCAAUAUUUACAGAUGACCUUUGUCAGUUUUAGAUGAAGUUAAUUUUCUAUUCCCAUUCUUUAAAGUCACAGUAACCAUGUUCUGUGUCUCCUGUUUUCCAGACCAGGGCUCAGUCUUGCUGGAUAAGGAUGGAAAGAGGAAACACACUCGCCCCACGUUCUCAGGACAGCAGAUCUUCGCUUUAGAAAAGACAUUCGAGCAGACAAAAUAUCUAGCCGGUCCAGAGAGAGCCAGGCUGGCGUAUUCCCUGGGAAUGACUGAGAGCCAAGUCAAGGUGAGCUGGGGCAUCACUGCUACGUUGGAAUGUAUGGACUUUGGUGGAACGCUAUGGUGGUUCGUCCACUAAACAGUGCUUUUCCUGUGAAUUUAAUAAUGUAGGACAAAAUAGCUGUGUUAAAACAAAAAUCACAAAUUAGUUUUGUUUGCAAUUCCGGGUUGAAUUCGGUUUUAAAUUCACGCGAUUUCACAGUUUAGGUUAACUUAAGUAUUUUAAUGACGAAUAAUAUUCUGAUGAUGUGAAUAAUGUGUAUCUUCUAACCGAGGAUUGUGGAGAAUUGAGAAAUACAUGGAAUAUUCUAGACAGACAUAGCUCCAAUUUAACUAAUUUCCUGAUGAACUAUUUUGGUCCAAAAUUUGUCUAUAUUCCCGGUCUAGUAUAUAAUCUAAAAAUCAUGUCCUAAAAGCAUAAAUAAUGAAUGCAUUAUACAGAGCGAUUUAACAUGAGUUAUAAUUGCAACUGCUGGAUAUCUGUACCAUUUUAUAGAAAAUACUUUUUUGCUUGUAUUUUCAAAUAUAAUACUUCUGAGAUUUUAAUUUUUUUUAGAAAUAUAUUUAUAUUAAAUAGAAAAACCAAACACAACAAAAGAACAGAAAAGAGAAAAAAAUAAAUGAAAACCAGAUAUUUAUUUUUAAUUAAAAAAUAAUUCUAGAUGUAAAAAUCUCGAUGCAUUUGUUUUCCUGGUAAAACAGGUUGUGUGAGUUUUUUUUUUUUCCAGAAUAAAACACCCAUCAGGGUAUCAUUUGAGAUUUUUAAAUCAGAGAUGUGAACACUAGUCAAACUACUUAAAUGAACUGCAUAUUAAACACGAACAAAAGAUAUUUAGAAACUAAUGUUUUACUGGUGUCAAUUGACACUUAUGAGCAUUUUUAAACUAAUGUAAACUAUUUUAAGAGUUUUUCUAAUGGUUCUAUUUUACUGGGUUCCCAAAUAGGGACAUUUAACCUGUUGCUAUUGUAAGAAGAUGUGUCUUGUGUCUUGUCACUGUGUUAUCUGUGGCCACUCAUUUGUCAUGGUAAAUGUCUGAUAGUGAAUACAUUACAACCCAUGCAGUGAUCCCACCCAGGAUUCUAUUAUUCCUUCUCAAUUCCCAAGAUUCUAGUAAAAAAAAAAAACCAUACACACCUGUCAUCUGAACUAUUGUAGUGUCACCGCACCAAUUGUUAAAAAGAACAAGCAAGCCAGAGGAAUGGAUGGGAUUGUCACAACUGGGAGGUUAUUUUAACAGAUAAAUGUCAGAAAAUAAAACAUUUUUUUUUUUAAACUCUCGACUAUUUGUAUAAAUUUAUUUAUGAUAUAUAUAUAUAUAUAUAUAUAUCAAAAAAGAAACAAAAAGUAAAUUAAAAAAAUGCACUAAUGAAAAAAUAAAAUCUCGUUUUAAUACAUAUUAUAAUUCUUUCUAAUACAUAUAAUAAGUUGAAAUGUGCCUGUGGCUGUUGCUUACAUUAUUUCAUUAUUUUUACAUUUCCUUAUGAUGUGAAUAUAUUGCAUGCUUGUAUAUGUCACACACACAUAUAUGCUAUAUUAUAUAUUUUAUAUGUGAAUAGAAUUAUCGUGUUGGAAUAAAUACUCAUAGUUUUGCUGGAAUUCAUAAUAUAAACUGCAAAUCGGUUGUGAUUGCAAGUGGAAGCAGAGUUUUGCAGACAGUGUAUCUCAGUGUUAUAGUGUAAAUAUUCAGAUAGGAAUUAUAUGCAGAUAGUACAUGGUAGGGGUUGCUGUUCUGCAUAGUCUGACAGGUUAGCAGUAUGAUGCGAUGUGUUACUUAUAGCGAAAGAUGGCUUGAGAUCUUCGUAGAAGCUGCAGUGAAUGGGAGAUCCAUGGUGAGGUUAUAUAAAGGACUCGUGAUGAUGCAGGACUGGUGAUGUGAAUUGUGAUAAGUUCUGGAGACCACUGUUGUAGGGGCUUGUGAUUGGCCAAUGCCUGCUCUUUCUGCUCCUUUUCAGUCUAGGCAACUUGUGGCACGCAUUUCAUCUUUUAUCUCCAUAACUAUAGAAUCAUUAGGAUAUCUGUAAUAUAUAUAUAUAUAUAUAUAUAUAUAUAUAUAUAUAUAUAUAUAUAUAUAUAUAUAUAUUGCCUGUAGUUUAAUAAUAUCAGGUGUCUGUUAGCUGGUUAAUAGAUAUUUCUAGACUUUGGAAAAUGACCCCCUCUCCCACCCCCAAAAUAAAAUAUCAGUCAUUAAUUCCAAAAUAUUCUUCUAUUUUAUUGCAAAGAACAGCUUUAACAAAAUCCUGUAUUGCCUUAUUUUCUGGUCUGAACAGGUUAAUGUAACAUAGAUAUUAUAAAAAUACCGAUGCAUAUAAUUCAUGGUAAACUCCUGCAUAAUGGUUAAGGGGGAAAAAAGUAACAUAUAAGUUUUCAGAUAAAAUUCUAAAAAUAAGAAAAACAUAUGGUAUUUUUUAAUUUAAUCUUUUAUCUGUGUUUAUAUAAAGGGAAAACUAGGGAAUUUAACCCCAUAUUUGCUGAUUGUGAGUAAAUAACACUUAGAUCAUAAAUUAACCUAGAUUAUUUUUUAUUAUUACUAUAAUUAUUCUUUUUAGAGCGUUAAGUGCACUUUGUAACCAGGAUUGCAUAUAUUUUGUGUGAUGCUUGUAUUUUUUUUUUUUGAGUUCGCUGGUCUCGUUAUGCUCAGUCUAUUAUAGAGAAGACUAAAUUCGUGUUAUAUUAAAUUAUUAUUUUUCCCCUUAUGUCCUCUGCAGGUUUGGUUCCAGAACAGGAGGACCAAAUGGAGGAAAAAGCAUGCUGCAGAGAUGGCUACAGCCAAAAAGAAGCAGGACACGGAAACUGAGAGACUGAAGGGGGCUUCAGAUAACGAGGAAGAGGAUGAUGACUAUAACAAGCCCCUGGACCCCAACUCAGACGAUGAGAAGAUCAACCAACUUCUUAAGAAACACAAAUCCAGCAGCUCACUGCUUCUGCAGCAGUCUGAAAAUGACAGCUCUUCUUAGAGGGAUGGGUGGACAGCCCCUGGACCUGGACAAGUAGGGUGGUCUACAGACUCUAGAGAUGGAAUGGAGACAAUUAGUUGGUCUGGACAAGGUCUUCUUCUGAUCAACUCUUCCUGAACAAGGUCACCUUCCCUCCUCUUUAUACUCACAGCACUGCGCCUAGGGCGAUAUAAGACUUUAUUUUCUAAGAUGUACAUAUAUAUUUUUAUACAUUCUAAGCCGAUGAAAGAUAUUCAGUAUUCACACACAAGCUAUUAUCCAGACACAGUAGCAUUGAUGGGUUAUGAGUAAAUAGUAAUUCUUGGCUCAAGUUCUAAAAGUGGAACAAUCAACAAGACUAUUCAAUUGGCUUCCAUGCUGACUGUUCCAAUGAUAGAACUUUGCUCCAGAAUUACUCUUUGUACAAAACCCCUUAUUAUGGUGCAGAAGAUAUAGUAGCCACCCAGUUACUUAAAAGGAGAAUGGGAGAUAGGCAUUGAAACAUGGGAUUAGACAUUCUCUCCACUAAAAAAACUGUUAUUAAUGGAAUUUUGUUAAGAUGCAUGUGAUCUGGAAGGAUUCACUUAAUCAGCUUGUUGAAGGGUCUUGUAAAUAAAACCGUGAGUCACUCAGAUAGGAGGUUGCUCCACUGUGAAUGUUUGAAUGUAAAAUAUUAUUUUUUGUUUUGUUUUGUUAAAAAUAAAUAUGGGAGAUGUAUAGCCAGUGGGGGGUGUCACAUGACAAUGUUCAUGCAUCCGUUCUGUUUUUCCUUAUGCCCUGUCUUCCUGCAAACUGAACUCAUGCCCACUCUUUACUAGAACAUAUUUGAUAAAUGGACAACUCCUUCUCCCCCAUAGGCCAGUUAAAUAUUGGAUUUGACUGUAUUGUUGCACACAUUUUGAUAUUUAUUACUAACUGAUACAUGUGCAAAUAAAAACAAAAAAACAAACAAACAAACAAAAAUAAAAACAACAACACACAAAAAAACUACAUGAUUGUGGAAAAGGGUUAUAAAAAAUAUUUUUCACAAUAAAUCUUAUUGCAGUUAUAUAAAUGGUUAAUGUUGUAACCACAACCUUAUAAACACGGAUACUCCUGAAUAAAUUGUACUGCAUUCUAAAUAAUGUUUUGUAUGAUAAAAAAAAAUUUACUAUAGGAAAUGUAAAUGGCAUUCUUUUUAAGGUAUACCUACAGUGAUAUUAUACUGGCAUCUUACAUUUAUUAAUUUAUAUAAAGAAAAUGUUUUAGUUUGGAG
Messenger RNA from Pelobates cultripes (western spadefoot toad), 7509 nucleotides. NCBI's taxonomy places the organism in Eukaryota, Metazoa, Chordata, Amphibia, Anura, Pelobatidae. The record is from the annotation of a GenBank genome assembly.